Messenger RNA from Dromiciops gliroides (monito del monte), 19491 nucleotides. RefSeq names its product epiplakin 1 (gene EPPK1). Gene Ontology annotation, biological process: intermediate filament bundle assembly; wound healing. Gene Ontology annotation, molecular function: structural molecule activity; keratin filament binding. The record is from RefSeq and is a predicted model, not a curated record. Lineage: Eukaryota; Metazoa; Chordata; Mammalia; Microbiotheria; Microbiotheriidae. The coding region runs from base 86 to 18913 and encodes 6275 amino acids. Gene Ontology annotation, cellular component: cell junction; keratin filament; membrane. The transcript has 2 exons.
AGCUAACACUCACCAAGACCAGAGAAGUCUACAGGAGGCGAGCACUGCUUGAGAAAAGCCCGCAGACACGAACGUAGACAUAGACAUGGAUGUGGGACGUGUCUCGGCUGACACUAGCACUAUGAAUGGAGACUCAGCUAUUUCGGCCAAUGGCAUUGGAUCACUUCAAACCCACAGGGCCUUGAAGGCCAUGCAUAAGGCUGCGCCUCCUGAACCCAGGAUGGAGUAUCCUGUGACUUCUCAUGAUGGGGAGACCUAUCCCCAGCAGAGAGGCCCCAUUGCUGGGGUGUACUUAGAGGCCUCUGCCCAGCCCCUGAGCCUCUACGAAGCCAUGCAGCAGGGCCUUCUCCCAGCCAAGCUGGGACUGGCUCUUCUUGAAGCCCAGGCAGCCACUGGGGGCCUCAUUGACCCCACUCAGGGUCAGCUGCUCCCUGUGGCUGAGGCCGUGAGACAGGGGCUGGUGGGCUUGGAGCUGAAAGAGAAGCUUCUCACAGCUGAGCGAGCCCUCACUGGCUACUCUGACCCCUAUGGGCCAGGGAAGCUGCCCCUCUUCCAGGCUCUCCACAAGGAAGUUGUGGCCAGGACUUCAGGCCUGAGUUGGCUGGAAGCCCAGCUGGCCACAGGUGGCAUAAUAGACCCUGCACAGGGAGGGCGUGUCCCACUGGAAAUUGCCUACCAGAGGGGCCUCCUGGAUGAGGAGACAGGCCGCAGCCUGGCUGACCCCACAGCAGAUGGUCCCCAGGCCUUCUCUGACCCCAACACCCAGGAGCCAGUCACCUACCAAGAACUUAGGGACAGGUGUGUGCUGAGCCCGGCCACGGGGCUGGCCCUGCUCCCUGUGAAGAUCACCUUCCCAGCCCUGGGAGGGAUGGUGAGCAGUGAACAGCUUCUGGAGGCUGGCGUCCUGUCUAGGGAGGUGUUUGAGGACCUGAAGGAGGGGAGGCUGCUUGUACCUGAGGUGAGGGCCCGGGAAGAAGUUCAGCGUUAUCUGGAGGGGACAGGCGGUGUGGCUGGGGUGCUCUUGCUGUCCACAGGCCAGAGGAGGAGCAUCUACCAGGCCUUGAUGGAGCACCUCCUUCCCCCGGGCACUGCACUUGCCCUCCUCCAGGCUCAGGCUGCUACGGGCUCCCUCAUGGACCCUGCCAGUGAUAAGAAGCUGGGGCUGGAUGAAGCCGUUAGGACUGGACUCGUGGGGCCCGAGUUCCGGGAGAAACUCUUGGUGGCAGAGCGGGCUGUCACCGGGUACCCAGAUCCCUUCAGCAUGGCUCUCAUCCCCCUCUUCCAAGCCAUGAGAAAAGGGCUAGUACAGAAGGAGUUGGCAUUCCGGCUUCUAGAGGCCCAGCUGGCCACAGGGGGCAUCAUCGAUCCUGUUAGGAAACACCGGCUGCCCCUGAAGACCGCCUUGCAAUGGGACUAUCUAGAUAAGGAGACGAUUGCCAGUCUCUCCCAACCUACUGGCUUCUUUGACCCCAACACUGAGGAGAACCUCACCUAUGAGCAGCUGCUUGUCCGCUGUGUCACUGACCCAGAGACCGGCUCCCUCCUCCUGCCCAUCUCUGGGGGAGAUGGCAGAGGGUAUUCAGAGGGACGCUGGUUCAUUGACCAUGCCACCCAGGAGGGCCUGAGGAAGGCCACAGUAGUUGCCACAUCAGGGAAGCUCAAAGGACAAAUGGUGUCUGUUUGGAAGCUGCUUUUCUCAGAUGCUAUCCCAGCAGAGCAGAGAGCCGACCUGGCCCAUCAGUACCGGGAAGGAGCCCUCUCAGUGGAGAUUCUGGCAGCCCAGCUCAGAGCCACCAUCGACCAGGCUGCUGCUGCCUCUCAGGUCACCUUCAAAGGCCUGAGGGAUCACGUGACGCCAAGGGAACUUCUCAAGUCAGAGAUCAUCAAUCAGGAUCUGUAUGAGAAGCUGGAGCAAGGACAGACGACAGCACAGGACGUGGGGGGCCUUGACUCCGUCAGGAAAUACCUGCAAGGGACAGGGUGCAUCAGUGGCUUGCUCCUGCCCGACUCCCAGGAGAAGAUCAGUAUCUAUGAGGCCAGAAGGAAGGGCUACCUGAGACCAGGGACAUCCCUUAUCCUUUUGGAGGCCCAGGCAGCCACAGGUUUUAUUAUCGACCCAAAGGAGAACAAGAGAUACUCUGUGGAGGAUGCCCUCCGGGCCAAUGUCAUCGGCCCUGAUAUUUAUGAAAAACUACUGUCAGCUGAGAGAGCGGUGACAGGUUACGUGGACCCGUACACAGGGGACAGGCUCUCCUUGUUCCAGGCCAUGAACAAAGACCUCAUUGUUAGGGACCAUGGCAUUCGCCUCCUAGAAGCCCAGAUUGCCACGGGUGGUAUCAUCGACCCUGUGCACAGUCACCGCGUCCCUGUGGAGGUGGCCUACAAGCGUGGCUACUUUGACCGAACAAUGAACCUGGUCUUAUCUGACCCCUCGGAUGACACCAGGGGCUUCUUUGACCCCAAUACACAUGAGAACCUCACCUACCUGCAGCUGUUGGAAAAGUGUGUGACAGAGCCAGCCACCGGCCUUUGCCUCUUGCCACUCAACAGCCAGAAGCCUCAGUUGGUAAAUGAAGCUACCCGCCAGGCUUUCCAGAGCUACCUCCUGCUGGUGAAGUACGGCAGGUUCAAAGGUCAAAGGGUGUCCGUGUGGGAUCUGAUCAACUCUGAGUACUUCAAGGAGGGCCAGAGGAGGGAGAUCCUGACCCAUUACAGGCUGAAGAAGAUAAGCCUGGAGCAGAUCGUGCAGAGAUUAGAGGAGGAGAUGAAGAAGUGGGCAGGCAUCACCCUGCCGACUCUCCGAGGUUGUGUAACUGCCUACCAGCUCCUGGAGUCCCACAUCAUUGACCGUGACCUCCUGGAGAAGGUUCUGGAAGGGAGGGUGAGUCCUGAGGAGCUCUUGAGAGUAGAGUCGGUCCGCAGGUACCUACAUGGUUCAGGGACCAUUGGGGGAGUGCUGCUACAACCUUCUAACCAGAGGCUUAGUCUCUAUGAAGCCAUGAAACAGAAACUGUUGGGGCCCGGAGUGGCUCUUCCUCUCCUUGAAGCCCAGGCUGCAACUGGCUCCCUCGUCGACCCUGUGAGCAGGGAGAAGCUGUCUGUGGAUGACGCUGUGCGAAAGGGAUUGGUAGGGCCGGAACUACACGAGAAGCUCCGUCAUGCUGAGGAGGCAGUGACAGGCUUCACAGACCCCUUUACAGGCAAGAAGGUUUCCCUCUUCCAGGCCAUGAAGAAGGGUCUGGUCUCUUCCCAGCAGGCCGUGCAGCUCCUAGAGGCCCAGGUUGCCACUGGGGGCAUCAUUGACCCCAAGGGCCACCACCACGUCCCCAUGGAAGUGGCCACCCAGCGGGGUUACAUUGAUGAGGAGAUGGAAAGAACCCUUUCUGGGGCCUCUCCUGCCACAAUCCAGACGUUCUCUACCGUGGAUGGGAGUGAGACCCUCAGCUAUGCCCAGCUUAUAGAGCACUGUCAACAGGACGAGGCUUCUGGCUAUUGUUUGCUGCCCCUGCCCCAAACAGGUCCCCCCGUCUCCUCAGAUGAGCAAAUUCAACAGGUCUUCCAGGCCACACUGGUGACUGAGAAGAAUAUCUCCCUCUGGGACUUGCUCUGCUCUGGCUACUUCACGGAGGAUCAGAGGGCGGUCUUCUUGGAAGACUUCCGGCUGGGGCGGAUGACGGCCCAGGAAAUCAUAGCUGCUGCUCUGAGGCAAGUCAGAGAGGCAGAGCUGCAAGCUCAGACCCGCAUCAUGCUACCAGGCCUACGGGGGGAUGUUCCUGCUGUCUGGAUGCUGGACACAGGAAUCAUUGAUCUGGAGACCCUAGAGGGACUGGUUCAAGGGACACAGUCACCGAGUGAGGUGGCCCAGAGACCAGAGGUGAAACGGUACUUACAGGGAACAGGAUGCAUUGCUGGGGUCCAGGUGGAGGGAUCCAAGGCCAAGAUGAGCAUCUACCAGGCCAUGAAAAGCAACUUGCUUCCCCCUGGCCUAGGGCUGAGGCUGCUAGAGGCCCAGCUGGCUGCAGGCUCACUCGUUGACCCGCAGAACAGCCAGAAGCUGUCUGUGGAAGAUGCGGUCAAGACUGGUGUGAUUGGGGUAGAGCUCAGUGAGCAGCUCAUUCAAGCAGAGCGAGCGGCAACUGGCUAUGCUGAUCCCUACACUGGCAACACCAUCUCUGUCUGGCAGGCCAUGGGCAAGGGGCUCAUUGACCAGAGUGAGGGCUUCCUCCUUCUGCAAGUACAGCUGGCUACCGGGGGCAUCGUAGACCCCCUCCACCACUUGCAUCUACCCCUGCCAGCUGCCUGCAGGCUUGGCUUUUUAGAUGAGGAGACAAAUCAAGUUCUAGCCAAGACCACUGAAGACAAGAAAUUUUUCUUCGACCCUAACACCCAUGACAAGGUGACAUACCAAGAGUUAAAGGACAGGUGCAUCUUGGAUUCAGAGACGGGCCUGUGGCUGCUCCCACUUUCCAGGAGUGUGGCAUUGGAUGUGGAUGACCACACCAUCAUGGCUCUGAAAGCUAUGACAGUCCCUGUCAAGGUGGGGAGGUUCAAAGGCCAAACUGUGUCACUAUGGGACCUGCUCCACUCUGAGUAUGUUAGUGCUGACAAGCAGAAGGAGCUGGUAGACCUGGGUCGCUCAGGAAGGGCUGCGGCCCUACGCCAGGUAGUCACAGAUGUUACCGCCCUCAUUGAGGAAACAGAGCAGAGAGCCAGGCAGAUCACGUUCCCCGGCCUCAGGAAGCAGGUGUCGGCCAAUGACCUGUUCAGAUCCCAGCUCAUUGACAAGAAAACACUGGAUGAUCUGAACCAGGGGAAAAAAACAGUACACGAAGUGACCGAGAUGGAGGGUGUGAAGCAGUUCUUAGAGGGAGGCAACUUCAUAGCUGGGGUCCUGAUCCAGAGCACAAAGGAGAGGCUGAGUAUCUACGAUGCCAUGCGGAGGCACAUCCUGAGGCCCGGCACGGCCUUGGUGCUGCUCGAGGCCCAGGCCGCCACUGGCUUCAUUAUUGACCCCGUACAGAACAAGAAGUUGUCAGUUGAGCAAGCAUUAUCGGCUGGACUAAUCGGAAGAGAAGUGUACGAGAAGCUUCUGAGUGCCGAGAAGGCAGUGACCGGCUACGUGGAGCCCUACACCAAUGAGCAAAUUUCCCUCUUUGAAGCCAUGAACAAGGGACUCAUCCUAAAGUCCCAUGCCAUCCGCCUUUUAGAGGCCCAGAUCGCCACAGGUGGCAUCAUCGACCCCAUACACAGCCACCGAGUGCCCGUGGAGGUGGCCUACCAACGUGGCUACUUUGAUGAGGAGAUGAACCAGAUCCUAUCUGACCCUUCCGACGACACCAAGGGCUUCUUUGACCCCAACACCCACGAGAACCUCACCUACCUGCAGCUGCUGGAGAGGUGUAUUCAAGAGUCAGAAACUGGGCUCUAUAUGUUGCAAAUCGUACAGAAAGGAGAGAACUACAUUUACAUAGAUGAGGCUACCAAACAGCUGCUGCGAUCUAGGACCACCAAAGUGCCCAUGGGAAAGUUUGCCCAUCAGACUGUUUCUGUCUGGGACUUGCUUUCCUCUCAGUACUUCACACAGCAGAAAAAGAGAGAUCUGGUCAGACAGUUCAAAUCGAAGACUCUGCACCUGGAGCAACUCUUAGAAAUGAUCAUGAACACCAUGGAGGAAACGGAAAAACGGAACCAGGCAAUUAAGGUGAAAGGAAUCCGCACAGAUGUGACAGCUGCUGAGCUGUUCAACUCUGGGAUCAUUGACGAGAAGAUCCUUGCAGGACUUCCUAAGGGAAAGAAAGCAGCAGAAAGACUUAGCCAACUAGAAGCAGUGAAAAGGUACACAGAAGGGACCGGCUGCAUUGCUGGGGUGCUGAUGCCAUCGACAGAGGAGAGAAUGAGUGUCUAUGAGGCUAUGAAGACAGAGGUGAUACCCAGGCCAAUUGGGAUGCAACUUUUGCAGGCUCAGGCUGCUACUGGCUUCAUCAUCAAUCCUGUGCAUAACCAGAAACUGUCUGUAGAUGAGGCCGUGGCUGCAGGUGUGGUGGGUGAGGAGGUAAAGGAAGACCUCCAAAAUGCAGAGAAGGCUGUCACUGGCUAUGAGGACCCAGACACAGGUGAGCGGAUCUCCCUGUACAAAGCCAUGAAGAAAGGUCUUGUAGAAAAAGAGGAAGCAAUGAGGAUGCUAGAGGCACAAGUGGCCACAGGGGGUGUAAUUGACCCGAGACAUGGCCACCGUGUCCCUGUGGAUGUGGCCUACCAACGUGGCUGCUUGGACCCUGAAAUGUACAACUUAUUGUCAAAUAGGAGCCAUGGGAGCAAAAGGUACCAAGAUCCCAAUACACAUGAAAAAGUGAAUUAUGCAGAACUCCAUGCAAGGUGUGUGAAAGACCAAAAAACAGGAUUGGGUCUUGUCCCCCUGGUCAAGCAGGAAAAGAAUUACAGGAACAUUGAGGAAGUGACAGAGAAGGCACUUAAGGCAGAAAUGGUGGUGGUAGAAAAGGGAAAAUAUAAAGGGAGGAAGAUGUCAGUGUGGGACCUGCUUUGUUCUGAAUAUGUCACAGAAGAUAAGAAACAGGAAUUGGUGCAAAAGUACAGACAGGACACAUCACGAGCACUGGAAAAUAUUGUAAAAAUAAUUUGGAAAUUAAUUGAAGAAAAGGAAAAGAAAAGAACGGAGGUGUGGUUCAAAGGGCUGAGAAGGCAAGUAACAGCUACUGAACUUUUCAAAGCUAAUAUCAUAAAUAAAGAUGUGUUGGAUGAAUUGGAGAGGGGACAAAAAGAAGUAACAGAAAUAGCUGAGAAAGAAAGGGUAAAAAAGUACCUUGAAGGGACAAGCAGCAUCGCGGGCGUCCUGGUGCCCUCCAAGGCAGACCCGGCCAAGCAGGAGAAGAUGAGCAUCUACCAGGCCAUGUGGAAGGGCAUCCUGAGGCCCGGCACGGCCCUGGUGCUGCUGGAGGCCCAGGCCGCCACGGGCUUCGUCAUCGACCCGCUGCGCAACCAGAAGCUGUCCGUGGAGGAGGCCGUGGCCGCGGGCGUGGUGGGCGGGGAGAUCCAGGGGAAGCUGCUGUCCGCAGAGAAGGCCGUCACCGGCUACACGGACCCCUACACGGGAGAGCAGAUCUCCCUCUUCCAGGCCAUGAAGAGGGACCUGAUCGUCAAGGACCACGGCGUGAGGCUGCUGGAGGCCCAGAUCGCCACGGGCGGCGUCAUCGACCCCGUGCACAGCCACCGCGUGCCCGUGGAGGUGGCCUACCAGCGCGGCUACUUUGACGAGGAGAUGAGCCAGAUCCUGUCCGACCCCUCUGACGACACCAAGGGCUUCUUUGACCCCAACACUCACGAGAACCUCACCUACAUGCAGCUGCUGCGCAGGUGCGUCCGCGACCCCGACACCGGCCUCUACAUGCUGCAGCUGGUGGACAAGAACUCCGCCGUGUCCCAGCUGAACGAGCAGAUGCGCCGCGUCCUGCAGGACGCCAUGGUCACCGUCCACGGGGGCCUCUUCCGGGGCCAGACCGUGUCCGUGUGGGAACUCCUGUGGUGCAGGGACGUUCCCGAGAGCCAGAGGCAGGCGCUGCUGAGAAAGUACCGGGAGGGCACCCUGUCCAUCGAGGAGCUCAGCAGCACCCUCGCCACCCUGGUGAUGGAGGCCGGGGACCAGAGCCCCCGACGCCUCGGGGGGGAGUCUUCCGGAGACCAGCGUGAUGCCUCUGCCCGCAGCCCAGCGGGGCACAGCUCCUCUCGAGAGGGCCUGCGCCCACGCAGCAGGCUUCAGGCCGCCACAAUGGAGGUGAAGGUCGGCCACCUGAGGGGGCAGAAGGUCCCCGUCUGGGAUGUCCUGGUGUCCACGUACGUGACCGAGGUCACCCGGGAGGACCUCCUGGCCCAGUAUGACUCGGGGGCCCUACCCCUGCCAGCGCUGACACGCAGGCUCACCACCAUCAUCGAAGAGUCAGAAGGGGUGUCCCAGGACAGAGAAGCCAGGCAGUCUGAAGGAGGCCACAGCAGCAGCCACAGCAGCAGAGGCGGCAUUGUCUGGCAGGAGGGCCCAGCGGGGGCCGAUGCGGACGCAGAGAACUCCCGCCUCCGCGAGGAAGCUCUCGGGGCUCUGAGGACCACCACCAUGGAGGUGAAGGUGGGACAGUUCAAGGGGCAGAUGGUCCCCGUGUGGGACGUGCUCUUCUCCAAGUACCUGACCGAGGCCAGGAGGGAGGAGCUCUUGGCACAGCACGCCUCUGGCGCCCUGACCCUGCAGGCCCUCAUCACCACGCUCACCACCAUCAUCGAGGAGACGGAGGAGAAGCUGAGCAAGGUGUCUUUCCGGGGCCUGAGGAGGCAGGUGUCGGCCUCUGAGCUGCGCACCUCCAACAUCCUGGGCCUGGACACGCUGCGGGACCUGGCGCAGGGCACCAAGAGCCUGCAGGAGAUCACGGAGAUGGACUCGGUCAAGAGGUACCUGGAGGGCACCAGCUGCAUCGCGGGCGUCCUGGUGCCCUCCAAGGCAGACCCGGCCAAGCAGGAGAAGAUGAGCAUCUACCAGGCCAUGUGGAAGGGCAUCCUGAGGCCCGGCACGGCCCUGGUGCUGCUGGAGGCCCAGGCCGCCACGGGCUUCGUCAUCGACCCGCUGCGCAACCAGAAGCUGUCCGUGGAGGAGGCCGUGGCCGCGGGCGUGGUGGGCGGGGAGAUCCAGGAGAAGCUGCUGUCCGCAGAGAAGGCCGUCACCGGCUACACGGACCCCUACACGGGAGAGCAGAUCUCCCUCUUCCAGGCCAUGAAGAGGGACCUGAUCGUCAAGGACCACGGCGUGAGGCUGCUGGAGGCCCAGAUCGCCACGGGCGGCGUCAUCGACCCCGUGCACAGCCACCGCGUGCCCGUGGAGGUGGCCUACCAGCGCGGCUACUUUGACGAGGAGAUGAGCCAGAUCCUGUCCGACCCCUCUGACGACACCAAGGGCUUCUUUGACCCCAACACUCACGAGAACCUCACCUACAUGCAGCUGCUGCGCAGGUGCGUCCGCGACCCCGACACCGGCCUCUACAUGCUGCAGCUGGUGGACAAGAACUCCGCCGUGUCCCAGCUGAACGAGCAGAUGCGCCGCGUCCUGCAGGACGCCAUGGUCACCGUCCACGGGGGCCUCUUCCGGGGCCAGACCGUGUCCGUGUGGGAACUCCUGUGGUGCAGGGACGUUCCCGAGAGCCAGAGGCAGGCGCUGCUGAGAAAGUACCGGGAGGGCACCCUGUCCAUCGAGGAGCUCAGCAGCACCCUCGCCACCCUGGUGAUGGAGGCCGGGGACCAGAGCCCCCGACGCCUCGGGGGGGAGUCUUCCGGAGACCAGCGUGAUGCCUCUGCCCGCAGCCCAGCGGGGCACAGCUCCUCUCGAGAGGGCCUGCACCCACGCAGCAGGCUUCAGGCCGCCACAAUGGAGGUGAAGGUCGGCCACCUGAGGGGGCAGAAGGUCCCCGUCUGGGAUGUCCUGGUGUCCACGUACGUGACCGAGGUCACCCGGGAGGACCUCCUGGCCCAGUAUGACUCGGGGGCCCUACCCCUGCCAGCGCUGACCCGCAGGCUCACCACCAUCAUCGAAGAGUCAGAAGGGGUGUCCCAGGACAGAGAAGCCAGGCAGUCUGAAGGAGGCCACAGCAGCAGCCACAGCAGCAGCCACAGCAGCAGAGGCGGCAUUGUCUGGCAGGAGGGCCUAGCGGGGGCCGAUGCGGACGCAGAGAACUCCCGCCUCCGCGAGGAAGCUCUCGGGGCUCUGAGGACCACCACCAUGGAGGUGAAGGUGGGACAGUUCAAGGGGCAGAUGGUCCCCGUGUGGGACGUGCUCUUCUCCAAGUACCUGACCGAGGCCAGGAGGGAGGAGCUCUUGGCACAGCACGCCUCUGGCGCCCUGACCCUGCAGGCCCUCAUCACCACGCUCACCACCAUCAUCGAGGAGACGGAGGAGAAGCUGAGCAAGGUGUCUUUCCGGGGCCUGAGGAGGCAGGUGUCGGCCUCUGAGCUGCGCACCUCCAACAUCCUGGGCCUGGACACGCUGCGGGACCUGGCGCAGGGCACCAAGAGCCUGCAGGAGAUCACGGAGAUGGACUCGGUCAAGAGGUACCUGGAGGGCACCAGCUGCAUCGCGGGCGUCCUGGUGCCCUCCAAGGCAGACCCGGCCAAGCAGGAGAAGAUGAGCAUCUACCAGGCCAUGUGGAAGGGCAUCCUGAGGCCCGGCACGGCCCUGGUGCUGCUGGAGGCCCAGGCCGCCACGGGCUUCGUCAUCGACCCGCUGCGCAACCAGAAGCUGUCCGUGGAGGAGGCCGUGGCCGCGGGCGUGGUGGGCGGGGAGAUCCAGGGGAAGCUGCUGUCCGCAGAGAAGGCCGUCACCGGCUACACGGACCCCUACACGGGAGAGCAGAUCUCCCUCUUCCAGGCCAUGAAGAGGGACCUGAUCGUCAAGGACCACGGCGUGAGGCUGCUGGAGGCCCAGAUCGCCACGGGCGGCGUCAUCGACCCCGUGCACAGCCACCGCGUGCCCGUGGAGGUGGCCUACCAGCGCGGCUACUUUGACGAGGAGAUGAGCCAGAUCCUGUCCGACCCCUCUGACGACACCAAGGGCUUCUUUGACCCCAACACUCACGAGAACCUCACCUACAUGCAGCUGCUGCGCAGGUGCGUCCGCGACCCCGACACCGGCCUCUACAUGCUGCAGCUGGUGGACAAGAACUCCGCCGUGUCCCAGCUGAACGAGCAGAUGCGCCGCGUCCUGCAGGACGCCAUGGUCACCGUCCACGGGGGCCUCUUCCGGGGCCAGACCGUGUCCGUGUGGGAACUCCUGUGGUGCAGGGACGUUCCCGAGAGCCAGAGGCAGGCGCUGCUGAGAAAGUACCGGGAGGGCACCCUGUCCAUCGAGGAGCUCAGCAGCACCCUCGCCACCCUGGUGAUGGAGGCCGGGGACCAGAGCCCCCGACGCCUCGGGGGGGAGUCUUCCGGAGACCAGCGUGAUGCCUCUGCCCGCAGCCCAGCGGGGCACAGCUCCUCUCGAGAGGGCCUGCGCCCACGCAGCAGGCUUCAGGCCGCCACAAUGGAGGUGAAGGUCGGCCACCUGAGGGGGCAGAAGGUCCCCGUCUGGGAUGUCCUGGUGUCCACGUACGUGACCGAGGUCACCCGGGAGGACCUCCUGGCCCAGUAUGACUCGGGGGCCCUACCCCUGCCAGCGCUGACACGCAGGCUCACCACCAUCAUCGAAGAGUCAGAAGGGGUGUCCCAGGACAGAGAAGCCAGGCAGUCUGAAGGAGGCCACAGCAGCAGCCACAGCAGCAGCCACAGCAGCAGAGGCGGCAUUGUCUGGCAGGAGGGCCUAGCGGGGGCCGAUGCGGACGCAGAGAACUCCCGCCUCCGCGAGGAAGCUCUCGGGGCUCUGAGGACCACCACCAUGGAGGUGAAGGUGGGACAGUUCAAGGGGCAGAUGGUCCCCGUGUGGGACGUGCUCUUCUCCAAGUACCUGACCGAGGCCAGGAGGGAGGAGCUCUUGGCACAGCACGCCUCUGGCGCCCUGACCCUGCAGGCCCUCAUCACCACGCUCACCACCAUCAUCGAGGAGACGGAGGAGAAGCUGAGCAAGGUGUCUUUCCGGGGCCUGAGGAGGCAGGUGUCGGCCUCUGAGCUGCGCACCUCCAACAUCCUGGGCCUGGACACGCUGCGGGACCUGGCGCAGGGCACCAAGAGCCUGCAGGAGAUCACGGAGAUGGACUCGGUCAAGAGGUACCUGGAGGGCACCAGCUGCAUCGCGGGCGUCCUGGUGCCCUCCAAGGCAGACCCGGCCAAGCAGGAGAAGAUGAGCAUCUACCAGGCCAUGUGGAAGGGCAUCCUGAGGCCCGGCACGGCCCUGGUGCUGCUGGAGGCCCAGGCCGCCACGGGCUUCGUCAUCGACCCGCUGCGCAACCAGAAGCUGUCCGUGGAGGAGGCCGUGGCCGCGGGCGUGGUGGGCGGGGAGAUCCAGGGGAAGCUGCUGUCCGCAGAGAAGGCCGUCACCGGCUACACGGACCCCUACACGGGAGAGCAGAUCUCCCUCUUCCAGGCCAUGAAGAGGGACCUGAUCGUCAAGGACCACGGCGUGAGGCUGCUGGAGGCCCAGAUCGCCACGGGCGGCGUCAUCGACCCCGUGCACAGCCACCGCGUGCCCGUGGAGGUGGCCUACCAGCGCGGCUACUUUGACGAGGAGAUGAGCCAGAUCCUGUCCGACCCCUCUGACGACACCAAGGGCUUCUUUGACCCCAACACUCACGAGAACCUCACCUACAUGCAGCUGCUGCGCAGGUGCGUCCGCGACCCCGACACCGGCCUCUACAUGCUGCAGCUGGUGGACAAGAACUCCGCCGUGUCCCAGCUGAACGAGCAGAUGCGCCGCGUCCUGCAGGACGCCAUGGUCACCGUCCACGGGGGCCUCUUCCGGGGCCAGACCGUGUCCGUGUGGGAACUCCUGUGGUGCAGGGACGUUCCCGAGAGCCAGAGGCAGGCGCUGCUGAGAAAGUACCGGGAGGGCACCCUGUCCAUCGAGGAGCUCAGCAGCACCCUCGCCACCCUGGUGAUGGAGGCCGGGGACCAGAGCCCCCGACGCCUCGGGGGGGAGUCUUCCGGAGACCAGCGUGAUGCCUCUGCCCGCAGCCCAGCGGGGCACAGCUCCUCUCGAGAGGGCCUGCGCCCACGCAGCAGGCUUCAGGCCGCCACAAUGGAGGUGAAGGUCGGCCACCUGAGGGGGCAGAAGGUCCCCGUCUGGGAUGUCCUGGUGUCCACGUACGUGACCGAGGUCACCCGGGAGGACCUCCUGGCCCAGUAUGACUCGGGGGCCCUACCCCUGCCAGCGCUGACACGCAGGCUCACCACCAUCAUCGAAGAGUCAGAAGGGGUGUCCCAGGACAGAGAAGCCAGGCAGUCUGAAGGAGGCCACAGCAGCAGCCACAGCAGCAGAGGCGGCAUUGUCUGGCAGGAGGGCCCAGCGGGGGCCGAUGCGGACGCAGAGAACUCCCGCCUCCGCGAGGAAGCUCUCGGGGCUCUGAGGACCACCACCAUGGAGGUGAAGGUGGGACAGUUCAAGGGGCAGAUGGUCCCCGUGUGGGACGUGCUCUUCUCCAAGUACCUGACCGAGGCCAGGAGGGAGGAGCUCUUGGCACAGCACGCCUCUGGCGCCCUGACCCUGCAGGCCCUCAUCACCACGCUCACCACCAUCAUCGAGGAGACGGAGGAGAAGCUGAGCAAGGUGUCUUUCCGGGGCCUGAGGAGGCAGGUGUCGGCCUCUGAGCUGCGCACCUCCAACAUCCUGGGCCUGGACACGCUGCGGGACCUGGCGCAGGGCACCAAGAGCCUGCAGGAGAUCACGGAGAUGGACUCGGUCAAGAGGUACCUGGAGGGCACCAGCUGCAUCGCGGGCGUCCUGGUGCCCUCCAAGGCAGACCCGGCCAAGCAGGAGAAGAUGAGCAUCUACCAGGCCAUGUGGAAGGGCAUCCUGAGGCCCGGCACGGCCCUGGUGCUGCUGGAGGCCCAGGCCGCCACGGGCUUCGUCAUCGACCCGCUGCGCAACCAGAAGCUGUCCGUGGAGGAGGCCGUGGCCGCGGGCGUGGUGGGCGGGGAGAUCCAGGGGAAGCUGCUGUCCGCAGAGAAGGCCGUCACCGGCUACACGGACCCCUACACGGGAGAGCAGAUCUCCCUCUUCCAGGCCAUGAAGAGGGACCUGAUCGUCAAGGACCACGGCGUGAGGCUGCUGGAGGCCCAGAUCGCCACGGGCGGCGUCAUCGACCCCGUGCACAGCCACCGCGUGCCCGUGGAGGUGGCCUACCAGCGCGGCUACUUUGACGAGGAGAUGAGCCAGAUCCUGUCCGACCCCUCUGACGACACCAAGGGCUUCUUUGACCCCAACACUCACGAGAACCUCACCUACAUGCAGCUGCUGCGCAGGUGCGUCCGCGACCCCGACACCGGCCUCUACAUGCUGCAGCUGGUGGACAAGAACUCCGCCGUGUCCCAGCUGAACGAGCAGAUGCGCCGCGUCCUGCAGGACGCCAUGGUCACCGUCCACGGGGGCCUCUUCCGGGGCCAGACCGUGUCCGUGUGGGAACUCCUGUGGUGCAGGGACGUUCCCGAGAGCCAGAGGCAGGCGCUGCUGAGAAAGUACCGGGAGGGCACCCUGUCCAUCGAGGAGCUCAGCAGCACCCUCGCCACCCUGGUGAUGGAGGCCGGGGACCAGAGCCCCCGACGCCUCGGGGGGGAGUCUUCCGGAGACCAGCGUGAUGCCUCUGCCCGCAGCCCAGCGGGGCACAGCUCCUCUCGAGAGGGCCUGCGCCCACGCAGCAGGCUUCAGGCCGCCACAAUGGAGGUGAAGGUCGGCCACCUGAGGGGGCAGAAGGUCCCCGUCUGGGAUGUCCUGGUGUCCACGUACGUGACCGAGGUCACCCGGGAGGACCUCCUGGCCCAGUAUGACUCGGGGGCCCUACCCCUGCCAGCGCUGACCCGCAGGCUCACCACCAUCAUCGAAGAGUCAGAAGGGGUGUCCCAGGACAGAGAAGCCAGGCAGUCUGAAGGAGGCCACAGCAGCAGCCACAGCAGCAGCCACAGCAGCAGAGGCGGCAUUGUCUGGCAGGAGGGCCUAGCGGGGGCCGAUGCGGACGCAGAGAACUCCCGCCUCCGCGAGGAAGCUCUCGGGGCUCUGAGGACCACCACCAUGGAGGUGAAGGUGGGACAGUUCAAGGGGCAGAUGGUCCCCGUGUGGGACGUGCUCUUCUCCAAGUACCUGACCGAGGCCAGGAGGGAGGAGCUCUUGGCACAGCACGCCUCUGGCGCCCUGACCCUGCAGGCCCUCAUCACCACGCUCACCACCAUCAUCGAGGAGACGGAGGAGAAGCUGAGCAAGGUGUCUUUCCGGGGCCUGAGGAGGCAGGUGUCGGCCUCUGAGCUGCGCACCUCCAACAUCCUGGGCCUGGACACGCUGCGGGACCUGGCGCAGGGCACCAAGAGCCUGCAGGAGAUCACGGAGAUGGACUCGGUCAAGAGGUACCUGGAGGGCACCAGCUGCAUCGCGGGCGUCCUGGUGCCCUCCAAGGCAGACCCGGCCAAGCAGGAGAAGAUGAGCAUCUACCAGGCCAUGUGGAAGGGCAUCCUGAGGCCCGGCACGGCCCUGGUGCUGCUGGAGGCCCAGGCCGCCACGGGCUUCGUCAUCGACCCGCUGCGCAACCAGAAGCUGUCCGUGGAGGAGGCCGUGGCCGCGGGCGUGGUGGGCGGGGAGAUCCAGGGGAAGCUGCUGUCCGCAGAGAAGGCCGUCACCGGCUACACGGACCCCUACACGGGAGAGCAGAUCUCCCUCUUCCAGGCCAUGAAGAGGGACCUGAUCGUCAAGGACCACGGCGUGAGGCUGCUGGAGGCCCAGAUCGCCACGGGCGGCGUCAUCGACCCCGUGCACAGCCACCGCGUGCCCGUGGAGGUGGCCUACCAGCGCGGCUACUUUGACGAGGAGAUGAGCCAGAUCCUGUCCGACCCCUCUGACGACACCAAGGGCUUCUUUGACCCCAACACUCACGAGAACCUCACCUACAUGCAGCUGCUGCGCAGGUGCGUCCGCGACCCCGACACCGGCCUCUACAUGCUGCAGCUGGUGGACAAGAACUCCGCCGUGUCCCAGCUGAACGAGCAGAUGCGCCGCGUCCUGCAGGACGCCAUGGUCACCGUCCACGGGGGCCUCUUCCGGGGCCAGACCGUGUCCGUGUGGGAACUCCUGUGGUGCAGGGACGUUCCCGAGAGCCAGAGGCAGGCGCUGCUGAGAAAGUACCGGGAGGGCACCCUGUCCAUCGAGGAGCUCAGCAGCACCCUCGCCACCCUGGUGAUGGAGGCCGGGGACCAGAGCCCCCGACGCCUCGGGGGGGAGUCUUCCGGAGACCAGCGUGAUGCCUCUGCCCGCAGCCCAGCGGGGCACAGCUCCUCUCGAGAGGGCCUGCGCCCACGCAGCAGGCUUCAGGCCGCCACAAUGGAGGUGAAGGUCGGCCACCUGAGGGGGCAGAAGGUCCCCGUCUGGGAUGUCCUGGUGUCCACGUACGUGACCGAGGUCACCCGGGAGGACCUCCUGGCCCAGUAUGACUCGGGGGCCCUACCCCUGCCAGCGCUGACCCGCAGGCUCACCACCAUCAUCGAAGAGUCAGAAGGGGUGUCCCAGGACAGAGAAGCCAGGCAGUCUGAAGGAGGCCACAGCAGCAGCCACAGCAGCAGAGGCGGCAUUGUCUGGCAGGAGGGCCCAGCGGGGGCCGAUGCGGACGCAGAGAACUCCCGCCUCCGCGAGGAAGCUCUCGGGGCUCUGAGGACCACCACCAUGGAGGUGAAGGUGGGACAGUUCAAGGGGCAGAUGGUCCCCGUGUGGGACGUGCUCUUCUCCAAGUACCUGACCGAGGCCAGGAGGGAGGAGCUCUUGGCACAGCACGCCUCUGGCGCCCUGACCCUGCAGGCCCUCAUCACCACGCUCACCACCAUCAUCGAGGAGACGGAGGAGAAGCUGAGCAAGGUGUCUUUCCGGGGCCUGAGGAGGCAGGUGUCGGCCUCUGAGCUGCGCACCUCCAACAUCCUGGGCCUGGACACGCUGCGGGACCUGGCGCAGGGCACCAAGAGCCUGCAGGAGAUCACGGAGAUGGACUCGGUCAAGAGGUACCUGGAGGGCACCAGCUGCAUCGCGGGCGUCCUGGUGCCCUCCAAGGCAGACCCGGCCAAGCAGGAGAAGAUGAGCAUCUACCAGGCCAUGUGGAAGGGCAUCCUGAGGCCCGGCACGGCCCUGGUGCUGCUGGAGGCCCAGGCCGCCACGGGCUUCGUCAUCGACCCGCUGCGCAACCAGAAGCUGUCCGUGGAGGAGGCCGUGGCCGCGGGCGUGGUGGGCGGGGAGAUCCAGGGGAAGCUGCUGUCCGCAGAGAAGGCCGUCACCGGCUACACGGACCCCUACACGGGAGAGCAGAUCUCCCUCUUCCAGGCCAUGAAGAGGGACCUGAUCGUCAAGGACCACGGCGUGAGGCUGCUGGAGGCCCAGAUCGCCACGGGCGGCGUCAUCGACCCCGUGCACAGCCACCGCGUGCCCGUGGAGGUGGCCUACCAGCGCGGCUACUUUGACGAGGAGAUGAGCCAGAUCCUGUCCGACCCCUCUGACGACACCAAGGGCUUCUUUGACCCCAACACUCACGAGAACCUCACCUACAUGCAGCUGCUGCGCAGGUGCGUCCGCGACCCCGACACCGGCCUCUACAUGCUGCAGCUGGUGGACAAGAACUCCGCCGUGUCCCAGCUGAACGAGCAGAUGCGCCGCGUCCUGCAGGACGCCAUGGUCACCGUCCACGGGGGCCUCUUCCGGGGCCAGACCGUGUCCGUGUGGGAACUCCUGUGGUGCAGGGACGUUCCCGAGAGCCAGAGGCAGGCGCUGCUGAGAAAGUACCGGGAGGGCACCCUGUCCAUCGAGGAGCUCAGCAGCACCCUCGCCACCCUGGUGAUGGAGGCCGGGGACCAGAGCCCCCGACGCCUCGGGGGGGAGUCUUCCGGAGACCAGCGUGAUGCCUCUGCCCGCAGCCCAGCGGGGCACAGCUCCUCUCGAGAGGGCCUGCGCCCACGCAGCAGGCUUCAGGCCGCCACAAUGGAGGUGAAGGUCGGCCACCUGAGGGGGCAGAAGGUCCCCGUCUGGGAUGUCCUGGUGUCCACGUACGUGACCGAGGUCACCCGGGAGGACCUCCUGGCCCAGUAUGACUCGGGGGCCCUACCCCUGCCAGCGCUGACCCGCAGGCUCACCACCAUCAUCGAAGAGUCAGAAGGGGUGUCCCAGGACAGAGAAGCCAGGCAGUCUGAAGGAGGCCACAGCAGCAGCCACAGCAGCAGCCACAGCAGCAGAGGCGGCAUUGUCUGGCAGGAGGGCCCAGCGGGGGCCGAUGCGGACGCAGAGAACUCCCGCCUCCGCGAGGAAGCUCUCGGGGCUCUGAGGACCACCACCAUGGAGGUGAAGGUGGGACAGUUCAAGGGGCAGAUGGUCCCCGUGUGGGACGUGCUCUUCUCCAAGUACCUGACCGAGGCCAGGAGGGAGGAGCUCUUGGCACAGCACGCCUCUGGCGCCCUGACCCUGCAGGCCCUCAUCACCACGCUCACCACCAUCAUCGAGGAGACGGAGGAGAAGCUGAGCAAGGUGUCUUUCCGGGGCCUGAGGAGGCAGGUGUCGGCCUCUGAGCUGCGCACCUCCAACAUCCUGGGCCUGGACACGCUGCGGGACCUGGCGCAGGGCACCAAGAGCCUGCAGGAGAUCACGGAGAUGGACUCGGUCAAGAGGUACCUGGAGGGCACCAGCUGCAUCGCGGGCGUCCUGGUGCCCUCCAAGGCAGACCCGGCCAAGCAGGAGAAGAUGAGCAUCUACCAGGCCAUGUGGAAGGGCAUCCUGAGGCCCGGCACGGCCCUGGUGCUGCUGGAGGCCCAGGCCGCCACGGGCUUCGUCAUCGACCCGCUGCGCAACCAGAAGCUGUCCGUGGAGGAGGCCGUGGCCGCGGGCGUGGUGGGCGGGGAGAUCCAGGAGAAGCUGCUGUCCGCAGAGAAGGCCGUCACCGGCUACACGGACCCCUACACGGGAGAGCAGAUCUCCCUCUUCCAGGCCAUGAAGAGGGACCUGAUCGUCAAGGACCACGGCGUGAGGCUGCUGGAGGCCCAGAUCGCCACGGGCGGCGUCAUCGACCCCGUGCACAGCCACCGCGUGCCCGUGGAGGUGGCCUACCAGCGCGGCUACUUUGACGAGGAGAUGAGCCAGAUCCUGUCCGACCCCUCUGACGACACCAAGGGCUUCUUUGACCCCAACACUCACGAGAAUCUCACCUAUAUGGAGCUCCUUCAGCGGUGUACCUUGGAUCCUGCUAGUGGCCUCUUAUUUCUUUCUCUUAAGUAAUGUUUAAUUCUUCCCAUUUUGUUCAUUUUUGUUUCAUUAUUUCCUUGCCAUUUUCUUCUAUUUUGUGUUUUCCUGUGUUCUUUUUUGUUUUCAUUUUUCCUUUCUUUAACUGUUUUUCAUAUCACUUUUUGUACCAACUAUUUUCUCGUCUCAGUACCAAUUAUUUGUAUUGCCAUUUCCAAUAUUAUAAUAUAUCCACUGCCCUCUUUGGUUUUAUAUUUGGCCUUCUUUUUAUUUUCCUUUUUAUUUAAGUAACUUUGACAUUAUAUAUUUUUUGUGGAAAUAUUCUUGCCAAUUCUCAAAUUUUCUCAUUCAUUUAUUGAUUUAAGAAAUCCUCCUUCAUGUGUAUCUUUCCGUUUUUCUGAAAUAGGGUGAAUCAGCAGGUUCUAAUCAUUCCUAGCUUCUACUUUUAGUUCCUUUGAUUUUCAUGAUGACCAUUACAUGUUUUGUUAGGGCACAGAAUUAAAUAAUGUCUCACUUUUCUAUCUGCUAGUCCUUCUAUGACCCAAAUGGCACAUUUUGUUUUCUCUCAUUUCACCUGUCAUGAAAUUCCACGUGUUCGUGAUAAUGUAAGGAAA